GCCGCUUUCCGGCAAACAUGGCGUCUGUGACCACGGCCACCUCAGAGUGGAUCCAGUUCUUCAAGGAUGCUGGCAUCCCCCCGGGUCUGGCCGUGAACUACGCCGUGUCCUUUGUGGACAACAGGAUCCAGAAGACCAUGCUUAUGGACCUCAGUAAGGAGAUCAUGAUGGACCUGGGCAUCACAGUCAUCGGUGACAUCAUCGCUAUCCUCAAGCAUGCAAAACAUGUUUACAGACAGGACAUGUGUAAGAUGGCCACAGAGGCGAUCACGUCAGGGCAGACCAGCGUUCAGGCUGAGCUGAGGCGUGCCGCCAAUACUCCCGCCACGCGUAUGAUUGCCAACUCUCUAAGCCGGGAGUCCCCCCCAAGCACGCCCGUUCGCCGUCCUGACAACCGCCUCUCCGUGACUGUGUCCAACAAGCAGGCUAGCACCAAAGCAGUGCUGAGUCGGCCGGCGGAUGAAGGCAGCAGCUUACCAGUGAAGCGGCGACGUGUGACGGCAGAGAUGGAGGGGAAGUACAUCAUUAAUAUGCCCAAGGGCACAACUGCCCGCACUCGCCGGAUCCUUGAGCAGCAGGCCAAGAGGGAGAAGGCACUGAAGCGUACCUCAGUGUUUGAGAGGCUGGGAGCAGAGUCCAAAGCUGACACCACAACUGGAAGCAAGCCCACUGGAGUGUUUAGCCGGCUGGGUGGAGAAGAGGCAGAGGAAGAGGAUGAGGCGGUGACAAGGAGACCGGAGGCAGAGGAGGAGCAGGGGGUGGAAGAUGAGGACGAGAGUGAUGGAGAGGGCUCAGUCCUGCAGUAUGCCGGUGUCCUGAAGCGACCCCCGCCAACCCUUAAAAGGACUGCCAUUGCUGCCACCCCUGCCUCUGGCCAGCUACCAGCCAAAGUAGUUGCCAAAAAGGCUCCCAUCACCCUGCGCCGCUUGGGCACCAAGUCCAUACCCGCGACCUCCCCAGCUGCCCCCUGCCCCUCUUCCAACGGGCUGUCCUCUAACAGUGCCCCAGCCCCUAAACCCAGCAUCCUGAAGAGACUUGGCAAGGUGCCCCCUGUGCACGCCUCAGGCACCUCCUCGACUGCCCCCCCUCAGCCUCCUGAUACUCAGGACAGCCGAGUAACUAGUAGCAGAACCAAGGCUGCUUCAGCCUUUACGCUGGCCAGCUCCAAGGUGAGCAGCAGCACUGGGGCUGUGGACUGCCAGGGGGCCCAAAUGGACCACACAGGAACUGUCAGCGUCUUCAAGAGACUGGGUACCAAAAAAACCUAAAGUUUGUCCUAAAAGCCCCCAAAGAUUGCCACAUUGUCCCUUUGACCUCACUGGGCUCGAAAACCCUGGUACACUCCUCUUCCCUGUCCUGUACCCAUUUACCUAUUGUCUCACUUGACCCCCAAAUCUUUUUACAUCGGUCUGAAAACAUGUACAGUUUAAAUGUGUGUUUUUUUUUUUUUUUUUUUUUAAACUUUCACUUUGUGUGUUGUUGUGUGGUAUCAAACACAAAUCCCCGUGGGUUGUUUGGUCUAUUCCCCUGCAUUUCAGUGUUGGUAUAUUUUAUUGAUUCUCAUGUAUUUACCCACAUAUGCUAACAUGACCGUAGCGGUACCGAUGGAGCAGGAGUCGGGGUCAUUAUCCAGGCCAGAAUGACAAAAACACAUCAGCUAGCAAUUUAGCAUUACAAGGAGACUUGAUCACUAGCUGCAUCCUGCAGGAGAACCAUAGCUUCAGAGUUCAAUCAUCUAGACCAGCGUCUUGAUUUUAUGUAUUCUCUAAUGGAACACGUUUCCUUUCCGGAGCUGCCUGUCACGAGAACACUGAUGCAUUUUUGGCCGAAUGAGUAAUUUUAUCAGUACUGGUUUUAACAGAGAAGGAUCAUAAAUGUAGAACUUCCUCAACGAUGGCGCUGACUGGCCUGUGAAGUGGAGUGAGACUUGACCCCCGAUAUGUAGUUUCACAUUUGCUGCCAACUCCUCGACCAGUAUCUGAUUAAAAUUCUGUGGACUCACCGAUUGCCGGUUUUUGCUGUGGGUCGAUUAUGGAUUUUCCUCAAAGUCAGCUGCUUGUAGUGUUGUUUUUAAAAAUAAUUUUGAUUAGUCACCGUAACUUUGCAGUGUUGUACAAAUUUUAGACAAGAAUAAGAGAAUCCAGCUUUUUCAAACAUACUAGAAUACACUUCUUUGUCAUGCAAUAGUACUGUUAAGGUAAAAGAAACAAAAAAGGACUAACUUGUGUUUCUCUUUCAUCCCAUUUCCAAUAUAAAAGUUCAUAACAAACCUGUUCUCUUUAAGGGCUCCUCUAUUAAUGGAGUCAGCUAUAGGAUUGUUUUAAAGGAGGCAGCAGAUUAAAUGUAUUGAAAUUAAUGCUUUUCUGAACAGUAAUAUUUAACAUUAUCAGCUGAAGACAGUACAUCCACAGAUAGCAUUUAGUUUACCUGAGAUGACAGUGUGACUCCCCCCAACUGAGAGGUGAAAAAUGGUUCUCAUCCUCUUUCAGCCACAAGCAUAAAUGGAGAGAUUUCUUUGACAUCCUAGAGGUUGCCUUGUUGCCUUGAUCAAGCAGGGGUUCAAAUAUCAGGCCACACAAGGGCUUUUGUCCCCCCAACUGAGUCUGAAUGUCAUUAAAUUGUCUCCUUUAAACCAGCCAGUGUUGCUUCUCCAGCUGUGAGCGCUGUGAUGUCACUACCUGUUGCUUAACUCGUUGGGCUGCUACAAGUGAGCAGUGGGGGCAAUGAGCUCUCCUUCUUGAGGUUGUAUCGGGGGGGGGGGGGUGUCUUGAACAGAUGUCAAUGAAUGCUAAGUUAAUAAUUUUAAUAAAAUGAAUCAGGUGGGGGGACUGAAAUGCACGCACACACAUUUUUGACUUCUUCAAAUUAUGAAAAAUUUUGACCGUAAGCACACAGACCCUUCCCAUACAUUCCUUGCCUCUGACUGGUGUGCAUGAAAUUGAAUAAAAAUGGUGCAAUGUGAAAGUAAAUUUGUAAGACACAAAUUGGUUCAGUGAGAAAAUAAUUGUAAUAUUAGGUUCACAAAGUAGGCACCGAGGUGGAAGUUUGUGUAUGAACUGUUUACAGAGUGAAGACAACUUUAAGUUUUACAUAGCAUAUUAAUCCAGUUAAUCCCAUAUGAAUAAUUUAGAAAUUAAUUUAGAUUUGUAAUUUUGAAGGUUCUGUUUCUUGAAAAUGCAGGAAAUGUCAUGCUUCUAAAUAAAUCCAAAACUGUAUGCAGCUUCAUACACAUUCUUUUUCGUGGGUGCACUCUGACAC
Messenger RNA from Scleropages formosus (Asian bonytongue), 3258 nucleotides. RefSeq names its product chromosome 10 C19orf47 homolog (gene c10h19orf47). The record is from RefSeq and is a predicted model, not a curated record. Lineage: Eukaryota; Metazoa; Chordata; Actinopteri; Osteoglossiformes; Osteoglossidae. Gene Ontology annotation, cellular component: nucleus. Bases 18 to 1268 code for a protein of 416 amino acids. The transcript is spliced from 8 exons.